CAGGCAGAUCUGUUUUGGCAAACAAGGAACACGUUCUUCUUGCAGCCUCCUUGCUUCCCAAUGCCUCAUCAGAAGCUUUCAGCACUUGUUGACGCUAUCUGCAGCUUUGUUAUCUGCAAUGAUUCCUCCUUUCAGCGACAUCAAAUUAUCUUCAAUCCAGACUUCUUUGUGGAGAAGCUGCGACAUGAAAAGCCUGAGGUCUUCACAGAGCUUGUGGUCAGCAAUAUCACCCGGCUGAUUGACCUGCCUGGGGCCGAGUUAGCCCAGCUGAUGGGAGAGGAGGAGCUCCAGCUUCCCAGUGGGGCAGGCACAUCCUCGGGUUUUUUCCGUUCUCUCAUGUCCUUGAAACGUAAAGAAAAAGGAGUAAUAUUUGGAGCUCCACUAACUGAAGAAGGCAUUGCUCAAAUAUCUCAAUUAAUUGAGUAUCUGCAUAAGAAUCUGCGGAUAGAAGGCCUGUUUCGAGUUCCAGGAAACAGCACCAGGCAGCAGGCCUUGAAAGAUGCAUUGAACAGCGGGACAGAAAUUGACUUGGAUUCUGGAGAGUUUCACUCCAAUGAUGUGGCCACUCUGCUGAAGAUGUUCCUGGGGGAGCUACCAGAUCCUCUGUUGACCCAUAAACACUUCCAUGCACACCUCAAAAUUUCAGACCUAAUGCAGUUUGAUGACAAGGGCAAUAAGACCAACGUUCCAGAUAAAGAGCGGCAAAUUGAAGCAUUGCAGCUGCUCUUCUUGAUCCUGCCAGCUCCUAACCGUAAUUUGCUCAAGUUGCUCUUGGAUCUGCUCUAUCAAACAGCCAAGAAGCAAGACAAGAACAAGAUGUCGGCUCAUAACCUUGCUCUUAUGUUUGCACCUCACAUUCUGUGGCCCCGAAAUGUAACUGCCAGUGACCUGCAGGAGAACAUCCCCAAACUAAAUAAUGGGAUGGCUUUCAUGAUCAAGCACUCACAAAAGCUCUUCAAGGCUCCAGCAUACAUCCGGGAAUGUGCUCGACUGCAUUACUUGGACUCCAGAGCACACGCCUCCAAGGAUGACCUUGACUUGCCAGUGCAUCAGAGCUUCAGAGAUGUCCAGCUCCAGAGAUUCAAAACCCGGGGAUUGCUGGAUCCUUCUGCCCACCCCAAAGACCCACAACAACAUACAGAGGAGGCCCUGAAAGAACUCUUCCGGCAUGUUCAUAAUAUGCCAGAUUCUGCCAAGAAAAAAAAACUCAUUCAGCAGUUUCAGAAGCACCCUGAAGCUCUCACUCCUCAGGCAAGGACAUCCACACCUCAGACCCAGAAAAGAAGCCGCACUCAUUCCUUCAGUGGUCUAAUCAAGCGUAAAGUGCUGGGAAGUCAGGUGUCUUUGGACAAAAAUGGGAAGGAUGUUUUGGCAUCUUCAGGCACCAAGGAUCCAAAGUGUGACAGUAAAGAGAAUGUCAGCAUGUUACAGAGACCUGCUACCUCUCCAACAAUCAGUGUGAUUCGAGCAAAGCUGAAGUCACUUGAUCACAGGAAAAUGGGCACUUGUAAACAUAAUCGAUUUCCUGGGACCUCAGCAGAGGAAUCUUCCAUUUGAUCAUCCACUCGAUGGAGUAUAUGCCCAUCAAAGAUUUGCAAACCUGUGGAUAUGCCUGUUACCCCCAAGCUGUGAGCAAAGCAUCAAUGCCUGGAUCUCAUGCUUCUUCUAAUGUUACUUACUGGACCCUUAUCUACAGUGUUAUAUCUACCAGAUUAACAGACGUUCUUCCAUUUGAACAUAUGGAAGCUACUGUUUGAUCACCUGCCUGUGAACUGAACAGUAUUUGAAAUGCAGCCUCUCUUUGGGGUGGUUUUGUGUUCUGUGUUUUUCCAUAUCCCCAAAUUUCUGUCUAUUUUUGGGGGCUUGGCUUAACUCUUUUUAUUUUUUCUUCAUUUGGUUGUUGUUUUUUUUACCCAGGUUGUAAAUAUAUGUGCCUUUUUAAACUCUAUAUUUCCCAUUAUUAUCCACAAUAGAGUCUGGCGUUCAUCCCUUCUUGGCAGCUAGUUUCAGUAUUUUUUAGAAAGGAAGUCUCUCUGUUGUGCUUUUUGAUGGAAGUAAAGAAAGGAGUCUCACUCACAGCUGUCUCUCACAAAUCCCAGUUCUCUCCUUUUUAAGCCUGUGAUUUGUUUGAAGCCGUCCACCUACCUGAGCUAUCCUAACUUGGACAUCCUUUGUUAGGCCAGCACUGCAAAUUUCCUCCCCAGUUUAAAAGCCAAAAAGUGCCUUCUUCAUUGAAUUCUCAGAUUCCAGUGAAUCAUCUUCAAAACGAUCAUAUCUCAUAAAGAGUAUGUGAUUCCAUUGCCUUGUUCAUUUUAUCUUCAGCAUGCACUUCUUCACUCAGUGCAGAUUGCUAGGGCAGCCAUUGGGAUGAAGCAUUUGUCGGAUGGAAUCUGACUUGCUGCCCCCUUCUUAUUAUGUUCCCACUAUUUGUAGCACAAGUUGUGACGUCCAUUUCUUGGGAAAGGACUAAAGGGCUGACAGUUUAAUGACUAACAAUCUAUUGGAAGUGUUCUAAAACACAUAAGAGUUGCUUGUUAAUGUGGAAGACAAGUGACUUUGCUCACUGAGAAGGAGGUAAGGCUGACACAUCAAAGAGAAAUGUUCCAUUUGCAUCUGUCAGAAAAAGAAAAGCACAGGUGGAAAAGCGAUGCAGUGUUGUAGUCUGGAAGGAGGGCCACCGUAGCACUGUAACAAUAAUCUGAAGCUGUUAGACUUUCUCUUGCUCUUAAAGAAGCAAGAAAUCUGUCUAAAUGAACAUCUUGCAACCCUACAUGGCAGCAGAUGGCCACUUGUAACCUUGAGUACAGAGAGCCAUAUUGCAGUAUGGCUAGAUGUAGGUAUUUGGUUUAUACUAUAUUUAUUGCCCUUCACAGUCGGCUAUUGCUUACAUUGUGAUGGGAAGUGAUGCAGCUUUUUGGGCACAGUGUUACUGGAGUCUCUAAACACAUGAAGACUAAUUAUGGAUAUAGGGUUUCCUGCCCCUCACCUAUUUUAAAAAUGACAAUUUUCUAAAUCAGUAAAUAAUUGUGUUUCAGGUGCACACUGUUAUGUUCUUACAAGUUGAGAUGGAGGGUGUUACAUAUGCAUGUCUGUAAAAUAGCUUGAGUCAAAGAAAUCGAAAACUACUAACAGUGAGGUCAUAUGCAACACUGAGAAGGUAGUGUAAAAAUGUGGGGGUUGAAGGAGAACGAGGUGGGAGGAAGCAGCACACUAGGAAAAGGUAUGUACGGUAUUCAGUCAGCCUUCCACAUUUGCACGUUAAGCAUUUGCAGAUUUGAUUAUGUAAGGAUUACUGUAUUUUCUGCCACUAUUGCUGCUGCGCUGCCAUUUUUAACAGGGACUUAGAUAACACCAGAGUCACUGGGAGGAAAUCAAACUGGUGGGGUGGCUUGGUCUGCCUCACUCACAUUCACGGUCAGGAAAUGGGAUGGAGGAAUGGGCAAAUGUGUGUACUUGCUUAUCCAUUUGCUGCUCAUGGACAGGAGGGGGAGAAGGGGAUGGGAUAAAGAGAUGAGAGGGCUCAUGCAUUCACUCACUUGCAUGGGUAGAAGGGAGAAAGGUGAUUUGAUGGGUGUCCCUCUCUUCCCACCCCCAUAUCCCACCCCCUACUCCUCGUGCAUAUGUGAGUGAGGGAAUGUACAUGUGGAUGAGCCCUGCCACCAUUCAAGCACAAGUAUGGGGCAGAUCCUAGAGAUACUAAUUGUUUUUCCACUUUUGUUGAAAGUCACCAUGUGAAAAUGGAAAGCUAAUUGUAUAGUAUUUGUGCUUAAGAAGACAAUGAAAGUAGUGAAGGACAGGGGAACUGCAGUGAAUCAGCAAACUAAAAUUCCAGAUGCCCUUUGCUUCCACUUACAUUGUAUAUGGUCACAAGGUGGCUGUCUACAAUUUCUUAUGUUAUCAAUCCCAGGAUGAGGAUAUUGGUUCAGGAUGACGGCCUGGAAUUUCUGUAAAUACACUCCUUAGAUUUUAUUUGUUCCUUACAUAAAAUAUUUUUGGUCCAGAAGAAAUUACCAUCAUUGUUUGAGACUUUAAGGAAAACCACACAGGUUUGGUGUCCAAAUCACCAAGAUGUUCUAAAUAUCAAAUCCACUUACCAUUCAAAUAUUAGCUGCACUGAGAAUGAAACAAUUCCAGCUCCGUUACUGGCCCUACAAAGAAAUUGCCUCCAUGAGUGUCUCUGUUCUGUUGCUAACCUCAUUUUUACUGUGGAAAACUUGUACUUAUCUGUGCAAUGCAAUGUAAAUAUUUUGGUUUUUAUGUGUAUUGUCUUAUCUUCUCUUAAUGUGAAAUUCCUAUAUUAAAUAAUCCCUUGCCUUGGUGUUUUGUUACCAGA
This is a messenger RNA of Anolis sagrei ordinatus, 4333 nucleotides long. RefSeq names its product Rho GTPase activating protein 19 (gene ARHGAP19). The record is from RefSeq and is a predicted model, not a curated record. Gene Ontology annotation, molecular function: GTPase activator activity. Gene Ontology annotation, cellular component: cytoplasm. NCBI's taxonomy places the organism in Eukaryota, Metazoa, Chordata, Lepidosauria, Squamata, Anolidae. Gene Ontology annotation, biological process: regulation of small GTPase mediated signal transduction; signal transduction.